CUAGGAAAAAGCAGGGAAACUAAGGAAAACUAAGAACUACCGGCAAUCUGUAUACCAUCAAAAUCUAUGCCUCAAGUUAAACUCAAAAACUAUUUUUUUACAACGAGGUUACAAAAACCUUAUGACAAAUAUAAGAACACAUCUAACAAUUUUCUCUUCCUUAUUUAAAAUUUUGAGUUAAUAAGGACCAAACUCAUUAUGUUCCCUUUUUAUGAUAUGAUUUCCCUAUAGAGAGAGAGAAAAUAACCCAACUUACUGCAUCUCUAUUGACCACAAACACUUACAGCACAUAAAAUUUAUAUCAAAGUGGUAUUUCUUUUUAUGACACUUGUAAACAGAAGAUUUCUUGGGCAGAAAUACUGAUACUUGAUCAAUGCAAAUGCUGUGCCAUCAUCCAUGUUGUUUUAGGGAUUAGGUUUGUUAGCUAACAAGCAGAAAGAAGGACUCUACCAUACCGGCUCAGACUACACCAGGCAAGAAAUGGUCUUGAACAUAUAUAUAUCUUAUAUCUAGUUUCGUAGUAAUUGAUGUAAAUAACUUCCAACGGAAAUUUAACUUUCAGAUUACAAUUGGUAUAUACUUAGGACCUCAAUGCAAUUAAUUACCUUAAUGAGAAAACAGAUUUGUUCGUUUUUAAGAAACAUAACAACAUAAAUCGGAUUUUAAUUAAACAUACUGCCUUUUUCACAAAAAUGUUUCACAGUCCUGGUUACCACAGUGAUUUAUCACUGAAACUGUCUGAGGUAUUUGAUGACAUAGGGAUGAAUGAAACAAUGGUAAUGAAGAGCAGACAGGCUAUACUUCUGAAUGAAGCUAUGAAAUCAAUUACAUAUAAAAGUGUAGAUAAGCAGUCAAUGUUCUGUUUUGGAAGCCAGUCUGAAGGGACAACAACUAUGGACCUUAACUCUGACACAGACUCUUUACUUUGCAAUCAUGACAUUAAUGUUAUACAGGACUAUUCCGAGUGGCAACCUGGCUUAACAAAUCUACUGAUGAUCCAAAAUGAUUCUACAUCACCUGGGUACUGUCAACUACAACUGACUAGGCCUGAUUUACCACUACCAGUUACAAAGGCUCUAAACAAAUACCAUGCUAAAGUAAAUAGAGAUACUGUGAUACUGAAAAACACUAUAAUAAGAUCUACUUACACUGAAGGACAUGGUCCAGCUUGGGUUAUGCGAGGCAGAGAUGAUGAAAGAGAUAUGGAUAUAGUUCAAGCCUUUCAUUGCAAAUCUUGGCCGAGAGAAGCAAGGCCAUGGUUACAGAGAGGAGCUGGAAAUUACUGGCCAACACCAGAAAUUAAGAAAUUUGCAGAGAGGAGUGGAUGUUUUGUUGUUCCAGUAGGAAGUAAAUUCAGCCAAAAUGAGACCCUGGAAUGGAGAAUUUCUACUUCUUUAGCUGAACGAAGUUUGAUGUUUAGUUUAAAUAUCACACAAAUAAGAUGCUACAUAUUAAUGAAGAUGAUCCUUAAAACUUAUCUAACUUCUCAAGGUGAAGGUCAUCUUUCAAGCUUCAUGUGCAAAACAGUACUCAUGUAUUGUGUAGAAAACACACACCCAAAUGAAUGGAAGGAAGACAAUUUAUGGAAAUGUCUGCUACUUUGUUUACAAAGACUACACAGAAAUUUAACAGAAAGAAACUGUCCACAUUUUAUCAUCCCUGGAAACAAUCUGAUGGCAGGAAAUAUUUCAUUACAAGUCAAACAUAAAUUACAAGACACUCUAUGUCACAUCAUGCAAAGUAACGGCUCUGUAUUGUUUGGAAUUAAGAUAGAUGAUCUUGGUCAACGACUUCAGAUAAAGUUGAAUGUGUUAAGUCAUCCAGUACCGAGUUUAUAUGCUCAUGAACCAUUAUCUCUUAUAUCAUUAGCUAAUGUAUUUGACACAACAAGGACAGUCUGUGUACUGCAUAGAUACCUUUUACAACAAAUACCAAACGCCAUGUCAAAAGUACUACAACAAAGUUUACUUCAAUACAUUCGUAAUUAUACAACAAUCUACAGAGAAGGCAGUGUAUUAGAGCAAACAGCAAGCAGCCUUUUGGUAUUGCCAAUCUGUUCUACAUUGGGAACAGUUAUAGCAUCUAUAAAUCUCCAGAAAAACAACAUUGGUUUACCAUCUGAAGCAGCUGACUGGUUACAUGCUGGUUUAAAUUCAGAUGUUUCGUCUGGCAGACUGAAACAAGCAUCUGUAUUUUACUGUCUAGGAGAUAUGGUUAGAACAGAUGCCAUUCUACAAGAAAUCACAAGAAGGUAUACCAGGAAUGCUGUUGAACCAGCUUGUGGCUGCCACAAUUUCCCUAGAAUAGGAAGGAAAAUAGAGUUUGCUGAAGAUGCACAUUUCAAGAAUAUAGUAUGUGUUGUAAGAGAAAAUGUAUCAUUUUGUGUCAAGUUUACACGUGCUGAAAUCAACUGUACUCCUCAUGAACUUCAGUAUGAAAUGUUCAGGUCAACAAAAAUGGAUAUGUUACAUAGAGACACGAGUGAAGUCCACUGGAUGGACUGGGCAACAGUGGAUUCUCUCCCUUUUUUACAUUUCCUACAAUACAAAACCUAUGGCCAACUUCAGAGACGUUCUGAUCAACAAAGAGCUCUUAAUGACCUCAUUGUAACCAUAGAAACUGAAACCAACCUUCGUCAUCGAGAAACAGCACUGAACAUAUUGGGGCAGUGUUUUGAAAAGGAAAACAGAAACCAAGACGCCUUGAAUAGUUACGUAAGAUCUCUCAACGUCAAACAGAAAAAUAAUGCAGCCGGUCUACAUAUAUGUAGACUGUUAGCAAAGAUUGUAAACAAUGCACGUGACUAAGUCACUAACUCUGAACCAUUAUAAGCUUUGAUAAAGAAUUACACUUUCAGGUUAACCUAAUUCAUUUGGCAAGAAUGGUUUGACCCAUUUUACAGACUGCUUUUUUACACACUGUCAAACCGUUAGAAAAAGACAUUGUGCAAAUAAAAAAUAUCUUGAUAUCUCUUUGUCAAGUCUAAUUAGUUGGACUAUUUUUAGACAAGCUGCCCUAUUGUACAGUCUGAUAAGACAUUUGUGUCACUCUCUUAAGUGUUUCUGUAUUAAAAUCCUUAUAUCAACAACCAAUAGCUUGGCAGGUGUUUUAUUAGACUGAAAUGUCCUAGUUACCCCAGUUUUAGAUAAGAAUAUAUUGAAGACAUAAACAGCAAACAAGGAAGAGUGAGAUAGAUGGACAAACAUCCAUCCACACUUGGCUGAAAGUGUUGCAUUAACAUAAGAACAACUUAAAUUUAAAGGGGAAAAAACAUAAUAAAUGUCAAUGUAACAUGAAUCAGAUUAUCAGUUUGAUUUCAAUAUUUACUUGAUUAUUCAAUUAAUGGACAAGAUAAUUUUACCAUUGCAUUCCUUAAAAUAUGACGCAGUUAAUCAUUAACUGUGUUAAUGACGCUAAGUUUGUUUUUUUCCGGGUUACAGUCAGUUACUAUUGAAAUUACAAUAUGUCUGACUUAACUUAAGCGGUCAAGCUAAGUGGUUCAUAGAGCUUCAGCAAGUAAUUAUUGUAAAUACAAUGUGUCUGACUAAACUUAAGCG
Molecule: messenger RNA, 3557 nt
Organism: Ruditapes philippinarum (Manila clam)
Lineage: Eukaryota; Metazoa; Mollusca; Bivalvia; Venerida; Veneridae
Exons: 2
Coding region: 693-2807 (704 amino acids)
Molecular function (GO): protein binding
Source: RefSeq, a predicted model, not a curated record